Molecule: messenger RNA, 1992 nt
Organism: Callorhinus ursinus (northern fur seal)
Lineage: Eukaryota; Metazoa; Chordata; Mammalia; Carnivora; Otariidae
Source: RefSeq, a predicted model, not a curated record
AUGACUCACUUGCUUUGGCUGUACUGCUUCGUGUUUCUUUUGCCCACAGAGUCUUGCAGGAUGUUAUGCCAGGUUGCCAACAAAAGCAAGGAGAAGAUCUCUGCCAGGCCACAUGGUGUAUGUGAUGGUGUCUGUGUAGACAAUUCCCACUGCAGCCAACCUUGCCCUCCUGACACUCAGGGGAAUACGGGAUUUUUAUGCAGGCAAAAGAAAUGGCACAAGAUCACUGAAACCUGCCGGACUCUUAAUGCCUUCAACAUCUUUGAGACAAAUUCAUAUUCGGUUCAACCAUUUGGAGGAAAUACAAUAGUAAAAGAGUAUGCCAGAAAGUCUGAGACCAUCACAGACAUGCUGAUGCAAAAGUGUCCGGAGGAUUUGUCCUGUGUACUCAGAAACAUUCGGCAGUCUCCCCGGAUCCCGGGAAACAUCGCUGUCAUCGUGCAGCUCCUACACAACAUAUCCACGGUGCUAUUGACAGGUGUUGAUGAGGCGAAGAUGCAGAGUUACAGCAUCAUGGCCAACCACAUUCUUAACAGCAAAAGCAUCUCAAACUGGACCUUCAUCCCUGAAAGAAACAGCAGCUGUGUCUUGCUACACUCGGUCAAUUCCUUUGCAAGAAAGCUAUUUAUAAAUAAGUAUCCCAUUGACAUAUCAGACGUCUUCAUUCAUACUACGGGCACCACCAUAUCCCGAGACAACGCUGGGAAGAAUUUCACUUUUUCAAUGAGAAUUAACGACAUGGGCAGUGAGGUCACUGGGCGGGUGCUGAUCGGUAGAGAUGAACUUCAGAAGGUGCCUGCUCCUUCCCAGGCCAUCAGCAUUGCAUUUCCGACUCUUGGGGCCAUCCUAGAAGCCAGUCUUUUGGAGAAUGUCACCGUCAAUGGGCUCGUCUUGUCUGUCAUUUUGCCCAAGGAACUUAAAAGAAUCUCACUGAUUUUUGAAAAGAUCAGCAAGUCGGAGGAGAGGAGGACACAGUGUGUUGGCUGGCACUCCCUGGAGAGCAGAUGGGACCAGCAGGCCUGUCAAAUAAUUCAAGAAAACUCCCAGCAAGCUGUUUGCAAAUGUAGGCCAAGCAAGUUGUUUACCUCCUUCUCCAUUCUUAUGUCACCCCACAACUUGGAGAGCCCGAUCCUGAUUCAUAUCACGUACAUAGGCCUGGGCAUCUCGAUUUGCAGCUUGAUCCUUUGCUUGAUCAUCGAGGCCUUGGUCUGGGGCCAAGUGACGAAGACAGAGAUCUCGUACUUACGCCACGUGUGCAUCACCAACAUCGCGGCCACCUUGCUGAUGGCUGACGUGUGGUUCAUUGUGGCUUCCUAUCUUAGUGGUCCCGUGACACACCACAAUGGAUGUGUGGCAGCAACAUUUUUUGUUCAUUUCUUUUACCUUUCUGUGUUUUUCUGGAUGCUUGCCAAGGCACUCCUUAUCCUGUAUGGAAUCCUGAUUGUUUUCCAUACACUGCCCAAAUCAGUCCUGGUGGCCGCUCUCUUUUCAGUUGGCUACGGGUGCCCUUUGCUCAUUGCUGCUGUCACAGUUGCUGCCACUGAGCCCAGCAAAGGCUACCUACGACCUGAGGCCUGCUGGCUCAACUGGGACAUGACCAAGGCCCUCCUGGCCUUCGUGGUCCCAGCCCUCGCCAUCGUGGUCGUAAACCUGGUCACAGUCACACUGGUGAUUGUCAAGACCCAGCGCGCCACCGUUGGCAGUUCCAUGUUCCAAGAGGUGAGAGCCAUUGUGAGAAUCAGUAAGAAUAUCGCCAUCCUGACACCGCUGCUGGGACUGACCUGGGGAUUCGGGAUAGCCACCGUCAUCGAUGACAGCAACCUGGCCUUCCACAUUAUCUUCUCCUUGCUCAAUGCAUUCCAGGGCUUCUUCAUCUUGGUGUUUGGAACAAUCCUGGAUCCCAAGAUAAGAGAAGCUUUAAAGAGUCGAGUAACUUCUGCAAAAUGGGUCUCCAGAAUAUCUGAGUGUGAAAAGAUCAAGGAAUUAUCAUAA